Messenger RNA from Copidosoma floridanum, 2351 nucleotides. RefSeq names its product eukaryotic translation initiation factor 2B subunit epsilon (gene eIF2Bepsilon). Gene Ontology annotation, molecular function: translation initiation factor binding; translation initiation factor activity; guanyl-nucleotide exchange factor activity. Gene Ontology annotation, cellular component: eukaryotic translation initiation factor 2B complex. The record is from RefSeq and is a predicted model, not a curated record. Lineage: Eukaryota; Metazoa; Arthropoda; Insecta; Hymenoptera; Encyrtidae.
GAUGUGGUUUGGUCAUACACAUAUAUUCACCGCUGUUUUUCUUUGUGUGUCGUGUUGAGACCCUUUUAUAAGUACAAUAAACUUUUGAUACUGCACAAAAAUAUCUCGUACUUAGCAGUUACGUGCAACAUUUUAAAUCACGCAUUGUCUGAUAUGUUACGUAUGAAACAAACAAGUAACUCAUCUAUCUGAAUACUUGGUUAAAUGGAUUUAUUUAUAUAGAAAUAGUUGUACUUGUUCAGUGAAUAUUAAACGAAAAGAAAAAAAAGUGAGAAUGUCUGGAAAUACGAAAAAAGAAUCGCAGAAAGGUGGAUUUGGGAAACAGGAAAGCCUGCAAGCUGUUGUUUUCACAGAUGAUUUCGUUCACGACUUGAGGCCAGCGGAUCGCGUGUUUCCCAGCACUCUGUUGCCCAUCAUCUCUUGUCCACUCUUGGAUUAUUUAUUAGAAACGUUAGCUCGUUCACGGGUGCAGCAAGUAUUUUUAUAUUUGAGUAAUCACGUUGAAAAGCUCAAAACUCACUUGGACUCGCUAAAGAAUGUCCUGGACAAAAGUAUGGUCAUUACCACCAUUGUAUCAGAUGGAUGCAGAUCUCUCGGUGAUGCACUGAGGGACAUAGAUACCAAGGGUUUUAUCAGAGGUGAUUUUAUUUUGAUUAGAGGUACAGCCUUUACCAAUGUAGACUUUAGAACUUACAUGGAUCAUCACAAGGCUCGCAAGGAGAAAGAUAAAAAUGUUGCCAUGACUAUGAUUUUUAGAAAUCUUGGUAAUAUCAAGGAUUCAGUUCUGAAAAAUGAGUCUAGUUAUGUUGUUUCAAGUGCCAAUUCUAAAAAACUUUUGUUUUACAAAAAAUGUACCCCAAACGAAAAAAAAGUUGAAAUGGAGUUGCAGUGGUUCUUAGAGCACGAUAAAGUUAACAUCGAUACUGCUUUGUUUGAUACUCACAUGUACAUUUGUUCUCAGUCAGUCUUACCUUUAUUUGCAGAUAAUUUUGAUUUUCAGACCAUGGAAGAUUUUAUUCGAGGAGUUUUGAUGAAUGAAGAAUUUAUAGAUUCAAGAAUAUAUUGGGAACCUUUGAUUAAUCCGGAAUACGCUUUACCAAUAAAUUCUUGGAAGGCUUAUCAAAUGAUAUGCAGAGAUAUUUUACAACGUCAGUGCUAUCCUUUGGUGCCAGAUACUUUGCCUUUAUCUAUGCGAGAUUUUACUUAUAUGUCCAGAAGUACUUACAAACAUCAUACAUCAACUGUAUCUAAAGGGUGUACUUUACACAGCGAAGCAAUCAUUGGUGAGCACUCCACUUUGGGAGAAAACUCAUUUGUCAAGAGAUCCGUAAUUGGGUCCAAAUGUUCGAUUGGAUCAAAUGUAAAUAUUUAUAACUCUUACAUCAUGUCCGGUGUUAAAAUUCAAGAUAAUUGUAUUGUUACCGACAGUAUUAUCUUCUCAAAUUGUACAAUUGAAAAUGGAAAAAAAAUCGAGGCAUGCAUAUUGUUGCCCUAUGUUAAAUGCUCUAGCAACUACAGCGAUGUGUUUCUGGAAUUGAGCAGUGAUGAUACAGUUGUACAUACAAAAUUGGAACAAUUGUUUGAAGAUGAUGAGAAUUACUCGAGUAUUCUUAGGAAUGACGAUUCUAAAGUAGAUUUCGAUGAUGCAUCAUCAAUGUCAUCAGACUCCUCUGCUUGGUCAGCCCCAUCAUCAAGAGAAUCCAUUCCACUGGCAGUACUUCAAGAUGACAACGACUUAUUCCUCUCGGAAGUUAUUGAUAGUUUGUUGCGUGGUUUUGAAGACCAGCUCAAGUGCGAGAACUUGAUUUUAGAAAUCAACUCUUCUAGAUAUGCUUACAAUAUCAAUAUUAGACAAGUGUCGCAUAAUGUCAUCAAGGCCAUCCUCAGAUUACCAUUACAUCAUUACUCUAAAAUUGAAGCUGAUUCGAAAAACCAAAUGAAAUCUGCCGAAUAUUUUAAGAUUUUGAAAAAAAUACUUGAAUAUUUUAACCCCAUAAUUGAAAACUACAUUAAGACUGAGAACGCUCAAGAAGAUUGUCUUAAUGCCAUUCAAGACGUUGUCUUUACAAAUGAAACACUUGUCAAACCAUAUGUGAUACAUUUGAUAAAAUAUUUAUAUGAUCGUGAUAUUUUGGUUGAAGAAAAAAUUAUCGAGUGGUAUGAGCAAGAUUUCUUUUCUACCGAGGAUGCUCAGCUCUUUAAUACUGAAAGUGAUAACUUGACGCAAGAAGAGAAACGGUGCAUAUCUGCUUCUAUGCGAAAGGAAAUGGCGCCGUUUAUUAACUGGUUAAAAGAAGCUGAAGAAAGUUCUGAUUCACAGUAAUUUUUUUUUAACUACAUAAAUUUUUGAU